AUGGCCUUCGAUGCAAACUCGGUACCGAAAGAUUUACGCCCUCUGAAUAUAGUCCGAAACGCACCCCCGGAGGACCCUAGACUCGCCCCCGUGACCUCGUCCAGUAGGCCCAUUGAAGGGUUCUACACAAGCCCACCCCCCGAUUCAUCCUGUAGGCCAAUUGGAGGGUUCUACACAAACCCACCUGCUGAAAUUGGGGGCAGCCCGAGCACCAUGCCUGCCGUUUAUUACCCACCCACACUGCCGGAAGGACCCUUUGUACCCGUAGGGUUCAAUGACAACCCCACUCCAGGAGUCGCUGGGUGGGUUCAGCAGGUUGUGCCCGUUCUGCAGCCCCAGACGGGCCCCACCUUGAUCACUCAUCCGGCAGGGGGGUAUGGGAACAGCCCGAGGUUCAGGCCGCUGGCUGUGGCAGGUGCUUCGGAUCAUGCCAGCGAGGAUGGAGGCGGAAAUGACUCAGCAUCAGGCCGCAAGGUUAAAUUUUUGUGCAGUUUUGGCGGCAAAAUACUUCCCCGAUUGAGUGACGGUGCAUUGAGAUACGUUGGGGGACAGACCAGAAUAAUUAGUGUCAGGAGGGGCAUCAGCUUUGGCGAAUUCAUCCGGAAAAUGGCGGAUAUAUAUGCGCAGGGUGUGGCUGUUAAGUAUCAGCUGCCAGACGAGGAUCUUGAUGCGCUUGUCUCUGUUUCAUGUCCGGAUGAUCUUGAGAACAUGAUGGAUGAGUACGAGAAGUUGGUUGAGAGGUGUCCGGACGGGUCAGCUAAGCUGAGGAUAUUUCUGUUUACGCCCUUGGAGGUUGAGAACGGGGGUUUUCCAGGGGUCGGGGAUCUUCAGGAUGGCGCGCAGAGGUAUGUGGAGGCCGUGAAUGGUGUUUUGGAUGGAUUUUGCUGCCACAAUGGUAGCACCAGUCGUAUUGCGAGGAAGGAGAGUAUUGAGAGUGUUGUUUCCGGUCAGAAUUCUUCGGACCUGAGUGGUACUGAAGGUGGUGAUGGGUUAUUAAGUAAUCGCUUGGGGGAGGUUAUUGGUAUACCGUCUAGUGCUGGGUUGUCGCCCAAGGAAAAUUAUGUGAAUCCGAAUCCAGUAUCAUGCACGGAGCCUUCUUCUGCUGAAACAGGCGUUCCAGUUGUUAGUACGGUUCCCAGUACAAGUGUUAUCGCUGAGCAAGAUGUGGAGAGAUUGAUGCCUGUUAAUGUGGUGAGUUAUCCGCCAGUUUCAGCUUAUGUCCAGGCCUAUGUGGACCCUCAGCAGGAAAAUAUGAACCAUGCCCAUGUUGUUCAAAUUCCGUCCCAAAUGGGAUAUCCUGCAAACUUUUUGGGGCCCGUGAGGCCUGUUUACACUCAAACUCAACCGCCUAUCCCAGCCGGCAUUUCUCCACAACAAUUUAAUCCCACUAUGCACAUGACAAUAAAUCCAGCCUUUACGAGCACGAAUCCCAAUGCGCUACCUACUGUCAUCCAGCCACAACACAUUCGUAUGGAGCAUUUUCCCCUCGAGAGGGUUGUGCAAAUUCCUGCCGAUCAAGGAUACAGUGCACGCCCGCCGCAGAAAAAUGAAUAUGAAGAAAAUUGGGAUGGAAUCAUGAAAUGCAAACUUGGUGUUGAAUACGUUUUCCGGUGGGAUGUGGCCGUUUUCCAGCGAAAAUUGACUCAAAGCAAAUUACGGAGCCUUUCCUCUAGCGCUAAACUAUUGAUAUAA
Striga hermonthica is the source of this 1692-nucleotide messenger RNA. Lineage: Eukaryota; Viridiplantae; Streptophyta; Magnoliopsida; Lamiales; Orobanchaceae. The record is from the annotation of a GenBank genome assembly.